Molecule: messenger RNA, 672 nt
Organism: Miscanthus lutarioriparius
Lineage: Eukaryota; Viridiplantae; Streptophyta; Magnoliopsida; Poales; Poaceae
Source: the annotation of a GenBank genome assembly
AUGGCGGUGCCGGGCGCCGCAGCCCGCCGCCUCCUCGCGCUCGCGCCCGCCCGCAGCAGCCGCGCCUUCUGGUCGGCCUCGUGGGCCGGCGCCGACCCGGCUGCCCCUUCCGCCUCGUCGACGUCCCCCGACAGCAACAGCAGCAGGAAGAAGAAGGCGCCGUCCGGGUCCGGGCACCACCGCCUCGCCACCGUCAUGGACGCCGUCAACGAGCGCAAGCUCCCUCCCGAGCUCCGCGGGCGCGGCAACGCAGUAAGGUCAGAAACUGACAUUGUAAAUGUCGUUGAACAAAGAAUAUGGCAUUCAAUGGAGGAAGGGCACUUUGAAAAUCUACCAGGGAAGGGCAAACCCCUAAACCUCGCUUCAAAUCCUCAUGCAGAUCCUGCCGAGGACACCCUUUACAGGAUACUUUCAAGGAAUGGUUGUGCACCUGAAUGGGUUGAGCUGAAUAAGGAAAUCCGUGGUAUGAUCAUGGGCUGGAGGUCGGCAUUAAGGAAGGCAUGGGCAAACCGCUCUGAAGAUGAUGAUUCUAACUGGAAUGAUGACUGCAGGGUUCUCCGGGAGCAAAUUCGCCAGAUAAAUGAUAAGGUUUUCCGGUACAACCUGAUAGUACCCUUUGGGCGGCAGAUGUUUGGUCUGAACUGGGACAAGGAGGUGGACAAGUUGAAGUAA